Molecule: messenger RNA, 1430 nt
Organism: Capsicum annuum
Lineage: Eukaryota; Viridiplantae; Streptophyta; Magnoliopsida; Solanales; Solanaceae
Source: RefSeq, a predicted model, not a curated record
UCAAUAAAUAUUUUUGGUUAAAGUAUAUCAAAUCUUACAAAGAAAACAAAGAUGGUCCAAAGUAAUCUUUUAGGCCCAAUAGUUUUACAAACCCGAUUCAAACCAAAACAAAGAUCUAUCGGAUAAUUCUGCUUUUGGAAAGCAAAAAGCCCAAUCUUACUUUUCAAAAAGCUCUAUCUUGUUAAGUACCCGGUCCAAAAACAUAAAAAAUCUGAUGAAAGUACACCUACCAAAUAUUCUAGAAACAUUAAAAAAAACAAGUGAAGCAUGAAGCAAAAACCAAUUGUCUUUCUCAGUUUCGAUCUUGAUUCUUGUAGAUGUAUCUACAUAACCUUGAGCGGGGACUGGUGCUACCAUCUUCAAGGCUGAGUAUACGAUGUUGAUCUAAAUUUCUUUCUCUUCACCAUUUCAAUAACAAGCUCAUCUAAGAAAGUUAAGUACCAAUCUAUUCUCUUUUUUCUCAAUCGAUGGGAUAGCCAUCAUAUUUAGAGAUUUGAGCUCGAUUAUUUCUUCUUUCUGUGUUUGAGCUGAAUGUCAUUGUGCUAUUGCUGUUAUUUGUACUAUUCUGCUUCUUAAUCCUUUCCACCACUAAAUUUGUAGGUGAAUCUAUCAAUAGGUUGAUCAUUUACAAUUUUCUUUCUUGUUCUUUUCAGCAAGCUAGCUUGACUACACUCACUUCAAAGAAAAAGAGGUGUGAUUUUAGUGAGUUAAAGCAUCAGUUUUACAGACCUAUAUGUAAAAAACUGAGAUUGUCUAUGUUAUACCAAAAAUUGAACAGUUGAUGCAUGUUAGUUUGGGGCUUUUGGCCAAAGGAAAGGUGAAUAAGGAAGUUUGGUUUAGAUUUUUUCGAAACUCAUUUUUUGAUUGUGAUGGAUAAUUACUAAAGUUUCACAUAUAAUUUGUGUCAGGCAUGUUAAUCUUCCCAAUUUUUAACGUCUUGAGGUUUGCAUGUCAGCUCAGAUACAUAAAUUUUAUUUUCUGUAUCAAAGCAUGUGGCAUGCAUGCAUUUCCAUGGUCUUUGUUAUUUCUAAUUGUUGGUUGUAUUCAUUUGAGUUGUUUAUGGUUAUUGUGUGUUCUUAUUUCGUGUUUUCUUUUGACGGGGUUAUGUUUUUUUAAUCAAAAUUCCUUAUGGGGGUAUGGUUUCUUCAGCUAAUUUGCAUCUGUUUAUUGUGUUGUUAUGAUGUAGUUUCUGCUAGACUUGAUAAUCUAUUUUCAAGUUCUAAUACAAUCAAGUACCCUGAGUUUUGUCUAUUAUUGUACAGAGAAAAACAAAGGAAGUGCAGGGGAUGUCCAAGAAAUUUUUCCACCAUCUGUUCCGAGAGCUUAUUGAAUUUCAUUGUGUUUGAGGCCUCAGCUUCACCAGCUCCGUGGAAGUCCUCUGAAGAGUUCUUUUCUCUUCAAAUAAAAGACAGGGAUCCUCUGAAGAAAGG